AUGGCUAGGGUUUUUCAUUAUUUUAAUGUUGUAGCUGAUGAAUUCCUAGAAUAUGUGAUUGUUGCAGCCGGUAUGAGUACAUUGUGGCGGCUUCGUGGGAAAAUGCCAGAGUUUUAUGUUAUGUCAAGAUUUUUUUUUUACUUUUCUCUACUUCUUCUAUUCCCUUCUUCUUCCCCUCUUUUUUUAAGAUUUUGUUUGUAUUGCAUAGCUGUUGAGAAGAGGGUUGAUUUUAUGGACGUGGUGGCAAAGAAAUGGGUAGGCAGUCUCCGGUAUCUGGAAAUGGAGCUCAUCGAUAGAUUUGCCGUCAUUUUCUUUUCGUAA
Lactuca virosa is the source of this 321-nucleotide messenger RNA. Lineage: Eukaryota; Viridiplantae; Streptophyta; Magnoliopsida; Asterales; Asteraceae. The record is from the annotation of a GenBank genome assembly.